AUGUCGGCUACAACACAAGUCUCAGCCGGCCUUGACCUAGGCACAGGCCCUACCCUCUCCCUGACGGGCGCCGGCGAGCAGAAGCCAAUGAGGCCCCUGACUAGAGACGAGGCCGUCGGCUUCGAGGUCGACUCCCCCGACACAUGGAGCAACUUCCACAAGCGCGUGCACAAGCUCAAGCCCCAGGGCGACUACGACGUCGACAUGAAGAUCCUAGCCUGCGGCGUCUGCGGCAGCGACGUGCAUACCCUCUGCGGCGGCUGGGGAGACCAGCACUACCCUCUAUGCGUUGGUCAUGAAAUCAUCGGCCUCGUAACCCGCGUCGGCCCAAAAGUAACUCUCCACAAGAUAGGCGACCGCGUCGGCGUCGGCGCCUCGUCCUGGGCCUGCCUCGAGUGCCGGCAGUGCAAGAAGGGCAACGAGCAGUACUGCGCGCACCAGCUCGACACGUACGGCGCAAAGUGGCCCGACACGGGCUACGUGACCAAGGGCGGCUACUCGUCGCACAUCCGCAUCCACGAGCACUACUGCUUCCCCGUGCCCGAGGAGCUCCCCACCGCCGUCGCGGCGCCCAUGAUGUGCGCGGGCCUGACGGUUUACUCUCCCCUGAAACGCAACGGGUGCGGGCCGGGGGCCAAGGUCGGCGUCGUCGGGGUUGGCGGGCUGGGCCACCUGGCCGUCAUGUUCGCCAAUGCCAUGGGCGCCGAGGAGGUGUGGGCGUUCAUGCUGGACCACAGCCUUGACGAGGACGCGCGGGAGCUGGGCGCGACGGGGGUGAUCGUCAUGGGCGACGAGGGCGUGCGGGAGGAGCACAAGCACACCUUCGACCUGAUCCUCAACAGCGCCAGCUCGAGCGUCAACUGCGCGCCCUUCCUGCCGCUGCUGGACGUGCACGGCCGCUGGAUCAGCGUCAGCAUGCCGGCCAAGGAGGACAAGGGCACCGAGGUGUCGACGUGGACGCAGAUCGAGAACGGGUGCCUGAUCGGGGCGUCGCACCUCGGCUCGCGCAGGGAGGCCCUCGAGAUGCUGCGGCUCGCCGCCGACAAGGGCGUCAGGACGUGGGUCGAGGAGGUCGACAUCAGCAAGGAGGGGCUCAAGGCCGCGCUCGAGAGGUGUCGCAGGAGUGAUGUCAGGUAUCGCUUCUGUCUGACGGGGUACGACAAGGAGUUCGGUGAGGACAUCAAGGGUCGGGAGGAUUGA
Messenger RNA from Diaporthe citri, 1200 nucleotides. RefSeq lists its product as uncharacterized. Gene Ontology annotation, molecular function: alcohol dehydrogenase (NADP+) activity; zinc ion binding. The record is from RefSeq and is a predicted model, not a curated record. The transcript has 2 exons. NCBI's taxonomy places the organism in Eukaryota, Fungi, Ascomycota, Sordariomycetes, Diaporthales, Diaporthaceae. Bases 1 to 1200 code for a protein of 399 amino acids. Gene Ontology annotation, biological process: alcohol metabolic process.